CUCUAACCAGCAGAGACAUGAGAAAUCUAUUAAACAUGAUCUGCCUUAACUAUUUCACUUAGGUGGUAAAAUGAACUCCCCAUCGAUGUCAGAACACAGAAGUUACUGGCUGUCUUCAAAUUACAGUGACAUGGCAGAAUGUAACAAUCCAGAGAUGGCCUUGUCUUUACUAGAGUCAAACCCAAACUCAGGAAGAGUUGAUACAUUGGUGAAAAUUAAGGAUAGAGGCCAGUGGUCAAGUAAAGUUGAAUUUCUUCUGGCAGUUGCUGGACAAAUCAUUGGCCUAGGAAAUGUUUGGAGGUUUCCUUACUUGUGCUACAAGAAUGGAGGUGGAGUGUUUUUAAUACCAUAUUUGGUCUUCCUGUUUGCCUGUGGCAUUCCACUGUUUCUCCUGGAGAUAUCAUUGGGUCAAUAUACCAGUCAGGGUGGCAUCACCUGCUGGAAGGAAAUUUGCCCUUUGUUUCAAGGCUUGGGGUAUGGAACCAUGGUGGUCCUGUUGUAUUCCUGCAUCUACUACAUUAUCAUUAUGGCCUGGGCAUUCUUCUAUCUUUUUUCUUCUUUUAGUACCGAGUUACCCUGGGCUAGCUGCAACAAUUCUUGGAACACUGAACUUUGUGUUGAAUUUGAUAAAAAGAAGGAUUUUAACAACUUGACUAUACCAGAAAACGCAACUUCACCAGUUCAUGAGUUCUGGGAGAGGAGAGUGCUAAAUCUCACUGGCAAUGUACAUGAGCUAGGCAGUAUAAGGUGGGAGCUGGCUGCGUGUCUCCUCUUGUCUUGGAUCAUCUGCUACUUCUGUGUUUGGAAAGGAGUGAAGUCUACAGGGAAGGUGGUCUAUUUCACUGCUACGUUUCCUUAUGUUAUGUUGAUGGUGCUUUUGGUGAAUGGGCUCAUGUUGCCGGGAGCUGCUGAUGGUAUCAGGUUUUACCUCUACCCAGAUUUUACACGUCUCAAAGACCCACAGGUGUGGAUGGAUGCUGGAACUCAAAUUUUUUAUUCUUAUGCGCUCUGCAUGGGCUGCCUCACUGCUCUCGGAAGCUACAACAAGUACAACAACAACUUAUACAAGGACUGUAUUUAUCUGUGCCUGUUGAACAGUGGGACCAGUUUUGUGUCUGGCUUUGCCAUAUUCUCUGUGCUGGGCUUCAUGGCUUAUGAGCAGGAGACAGAUAUAUCAACAGUAGCAGAGUCAGGUCCAGGGUUGGCCUUUAUUGCAUACCCCAGGGCAGUAGCGAUGAUGCCUGCUCCACAACUAUGGGCCAUUUGUUUUUUCUUGAUGAUAGUUUUGCUAGGCUUAGAUACUGAGUUUGUGGGCCUGGAGACAUUUAUGACAGCUAUAACUGACCUGUACCCCUCCUACUUACUCCUUGAUUAUCGGCGUGAACUCACCCUGCUCUUUAUCUGUGUUGGGAGUUUCCUCAUUGGGCUGGUUAUGGUAACAGAGGGUGGCUUGUAUAUUUUCCAGCUGUUUGAUUACUAUUGCUGCAGUGGGAUGACACUUCUUUUAUUCGCCAUUCUGCAGUCAGUGUGUAUAGGGUGGGUGUAUGGGGCUGAUAGCAUGUAUAAUAACAUUGAGGACAUGAUUGGUUAUCAACCAUGGUUCUUAAUAAAAUACUCUUGGAAAUACAUCACUCCUCUAGUCUGCACUGGUACACUUGUCUUCUCUCUGAUGAAAUUCACUCCUCUGAAGUUUAACAAUAUAAUUGAAUACCCCUGGUGGGGCUAUGCUAUUGGCUGGUACUUCACACUCUCUUCAACUCUACUGGUCCCUCUUUGGAUGAUCUAUGCUCUCCUCACGUCCAGUGGCUCAUUUAAGCAGAGAUUGCACAUUCUCUGCACCCCAGAAAGAAAACUUCCCCGGAAAAACUACCCAGGUUUUAUUGGCUUAACAACUGUACCACCAGGGCAAGCAGAUCUUUGAAGUGAAAGCACAGUGGUUGAUUUAGGGCACUUGUCCACUGUGGGGGAACUAUUUGUCUCCUUCUACAUAAAUUUUACACACAUUUGCAUUUGUUAAGGAAUUUCAUGCUAAAUUUUAAAUAUUAUAUUUUAAGCUUCUUUGUGUAAGCAAGUCCAGAUAAACCCAAUGAAUGGAAUUAAGUUUUUGUUUUUGCUAACUAAAAAUGUAGGCCAAUACUAGAUCAAAUCAUCACUUUGUACAUAAAGUAUAUUUGAUGGAUUGACAGUAGAGGCAAUGUUUCAUUUUUAGAAUUGCUUGUUUUAUGACAGUGUAAUAGCCAGUGCUUGUAAACUAAUU
Messenger RNA from Tachysurus vachellii, 2257 nucleotides. Its product is annotated as sodium- and chloride-dependent GABA transporter 2-like. The transcript has 15 exons. The record is from RefSeq and is a predicted model, not a curated record. The coding region runs from base 71 to 1921 and encodes 616 amino acids. Lineage: Eukaryota; Metazoa; Chordata; Actinopteri; Siluriformes; Bagridae. Gene Ontology annotation, biological process: sodium ion transmembrane transport. Gene Ontology annotation, cellular component: membrane.